Ceratitis capitata (Mediterranean fruit fly) is the source of this 1588-nucleotide messenger RNA. RefSeq names its product mitochondrial chaperone BCS1 (gene Bcs1). The transcript has 2 exons. Gene Ontology annotation, biological process: protein insertion into mitochondrial inner membrane from matrix; mitochondrial respiratory chain complex III assembly. Gene Ontology annotation, molecular function: ATP hydrolysis activity; ATP binding. Bases 155 to 1486 code for a protein of 443 amino acids. Lineage: Eukaryota; Metazoa; Arthropoda; Insecta; Diptera; Tephritidae. The record is from RefSeq and is a predicted model, not a curated record. Gene Ontology annotation, cellular component: mitochondrial inner membrane.
UAUUGACUGACUAAUAAAAUGUUUGCAGAAAAAAUUAAUCAUAAGAUAGACACAGGGUGAUUUAACUGUUUUCCGCAACAACAACAAAACGGCUGUUCAUUUUCAUAUGUUACCUCUCAUUCAGCCGCAUUAGAUAAGAUUGGGAAAGGAAAACAUGCCGUUGUCGGAAAUUGUGAGUGGUUUAUCAACAAAUCCUUAUUUCGGAGCAGGUUUUGGCCUUUUCGGUAUAGGCGCUGCUGCUGCUAUCUUGCGAAGAGGUUCACAAGGUGCUUUAAUUCUAUUCAGACGGCAUAUGAUGAUUACGUUGGAAGUGCCUUGUCGCGAUAAGUCUUAUCAGUGGUUAUUACAGUGGAUUACUGUGAGAGGAGCUAAGGAGACGCAACAUCUCAGCGUAGAAACGUCAUUUAUACAAAAAGAAACUGGCCAAAUACGUACUAAAUAUGAUUUUAUACCCAGCAUUGGUAAACAUUUAAUGCGCUAUAAAGGUAUUUGGAUUCAAGUAGAACGAACGCGAGAACAACAAACAUUGGACCUGCAUAUGGGUGUGCCAUGGGAAAGUGUUACUCUAACGGCAUUUGGUCGGAAUAAGCAAUUAUAUUUCGAUAUACUUGAAGAAGCACGUUUACUCGCACUGGAAGCGACGGAAGGUAAAACGCUUAUGUAUACUGCUAUGGGUUCGGAAUGGCGUCAAUUUGGGCAUCCGCGUCGCAGGCGCCCGUUAUCAUCAGUUGUACUAGAAAAAGGUGUCGCCGAGCGAAUUGUAACUGAUUGUAAGGAAUUCAUUGGAAAUUCACAAUGGUAUAUCGACCGUGGAAUACCAUACCGGCGUGGCUACUUACUGUACGGACCACCAGGCUGCGGCAAAUCUAGCUUUAUUACAGCCCUAGCGGGUGAAUUAGAAUAUGGUAUUUGCUUAUUAAAUUUAUCCGAACGAGGUUUAACCGAUGAUCGGUUAAAUCAUCUUUUGAACGUCGCGCCUGAACAAUCAAUCAUAUUGUUAGAGGAUGUAGACGCCGCUUUUGUUUCACGUGAAGAUGUAAAACAACAGGCAGCAGCAUAUGAGGGACUUAAUCGCAUCACAUUUAGCGGUUUGCUUAACUGUCUAGAUGGCGUAGCUUCCACAGAAGCACGUAUUGUAUUUAUGACAACAAAUUAUUUAGAACGUUUAGAUCCAGCUCUAAUACGUCCCGGUCGGGUUGAUGUAAAAGAAUAUGUUGGCCACUGUGAUACACAUCAGCUGGAGGAAAUGUUUCUACGUUUCUAUGGGAAGCAAGAAAAUUUGCCACAAAAAGCUGCAAAGGAAUUUGCAAAAUGUGUAUUAGCAGAUGGCCGUAAAGCCAGUCCCGCACAAGUCCAAGGUUAUUUUAUGCGUCACAAAACUGCCACAAUCAAUGAGGUGCUAAGGCAUACCGCUGAAAUAUGGGAAGGUAGCUUGUCUACAGCACUGCAAGAGGAACCAGUUACUGUGAAAGCAAGCGCAGCGUAGAUACAUUUUACAAACUUUUGAACGGAAGCGUACAUUUAAAACCUGUUAACUUAAUUCAUAAAAAAAAAAAUUGCCAAUAUAAUUCACGUUUAAAAAAUAAAA